AUGUCUCUAGUUUUUGUGCCUAAACGGCUUCGCGGGAAGGCGAAAGUUAGCCAAGAAACGAUCCAACAACUGCUGGAUGAGAACGACCAGUUGGUGAGAUGCAUCACUGAAUACAUGCAGAAGGGAAGAGCAGUGGAAUGUGUGCAAUACCAACAGAUAUUGCACAGAAACCUAGUGUAUUUGGCAACAAUAGCGGAUGCAAGUCCUGAGGCUGAACCAGCGGAUUCAUCUAAGGUCACAUCUGGUGAAGGCUCUUCCACAUCUAAUCAUCACGUGGCUGGAACGUGA
This is a messenger RNA of Knipowitschia caucasica, 288 nucleotides long. The record is from the annotation of a GenBank genome assembly. Lineage: Eukaryota; Metazoa; Chordata; Actinopteri; Gobiiformes; Gobiidae.